Knipowitschia caucasica is the source of this 1572-nucleotide messenger RNA. The record is from the annotation of a GenBank genome assembly. Lineage: Eukaryota; Metazoa; Chordata; Actinopteri; Gobiiformes; Gobiidae.
AUGUCGGAGCAAGAGGAAGCCUUCGGUCCGCUGCCUUCGCCCGGCGGCUCCGACUCCAAGGACGCGCAGAUCGACAACAAACACGAGAAACUCAACGGGGCGAGCAAGUCCCCGUCCUCCCAGACCACCUACAUCCAACAGGGAAUGGAAGGAAUAAAGGUGUAUCUGCACGAGCGGGAGCUGUGGGUGAAGUUCCAUGAAGUGGGAACAGAGAUGAUCAUCACCAAAGCUGGAAGACGCAUGUUUCCCAGUUUUAAAGUGAAAGUCUCGGGACUCAACCCAAAAACCAAAUAUAUUUUACUGAUGGACGUGGUGCCCGCGGACGACCACAGAUACAAGUUUGCAGACAAUAAAUGGUCGGUAACGGGGAAGGCGGAGCCCGCGAUGCCCGGGAGGCUGUACGUUCACCCGGACUCUCCGGCCACAGGCGCGCACUGGAUGCGGCAGCUCGUGUCUUUUCAGAAACUCAAACUGACCAACAACCACCUGGACCCGUUCGGACACAUCAUCCUUAAUUCCAUGCAUAAGUACCAGCCUCGGAUCCACAUCGUCAAAGCGGACGAGAACAACGGCUUCGGCUCCAAGAACACGGCCUUCUGCACUCACGUGUUUCCAGAGACCGCUUUUAUCGCCGUCACGUCCUACCAGAACCACAAGAUCACGCAGCUCAAGAUCGAGAACAAUCCGUUCGCAAAAGGAUUCAGAGGAAGUGACGACAUGGAGCUGCACCGCAUGUCCAGGAUGCAGAGCACUAAGGAGUAUCCGGUCGUCCCCCGCAGCACGGUGCGUCCUCGGGUUGGUUCGAGCCAAAGUCCUUUCGGGGGCGAGAUCCAGAGUCUGAGCUCCACCCCCAUCAGCGGCCAGUACUCCCACUGCGACCGCGGCGUCUCCGGCUCCUCCCAGGACCUGCAGCCGGCCUCCUACCCACCUCCUCAGGACCACAGCCAGGAGUACCACUGCAUCAAGAGGAAAGUGGAGGACGACUGUCGUUCUGGGGAACACUCGUAUAAGAAGUCUUACCUGGAGAGCUCGUCGAGUGAAGACGACCAUUACUACCGCCCGCUCGGCUACUCCCAGAGCCUGGGCUUGGCGGGGGGUCCCUACCGCAGCGAGAGCAGCCAACGCCAGGCCUGUAUGUACGCGGGGGCUCCUCAGGGGGGGUCCGAACCGGUGCCCAGCCUGGAGGACAUCAGCUGCAACACGUGGGCGAGCGUGUCCCCCUACGGCAGCUGCUCCGUCACCACCAUGCAGCCCAUGGAGCGGCUCCCCUACCAGCACUUCUCGGCCCACUUCACCUCGGGGUCCCUGGUGUCCCGGCUCGGAGCGGUGGGGGGCCACGGCUCUCCGCAGCUGGGGGACGGCCACCACGCAGCCAUGUACCAGAGCCCCAUGCACCAUCAGACUCUGGCCCGACAGUGCAGCCCCGGAGCCGGGAUCCAGUCGCCCACCGGGAGCCUCCAGGGGAACGAGUACCUGUACCCCCCCCACAGCCUCCCGCGCACGCUCUCUCCGCACCAGUACCACGCCGUGCACAGCGUUAGCAUCCUGCCAGAGUGGAGCGACAACAGCUAA